AUGCCUCGCAGCAGUCGACGACAACGACGCGAUCGAGGCCCUGACUACCAACGUCACCGCCCUCGGCGUCAGGACAACACUAGAGAAACCGGGGACCACCAGGUCAAUGUCGGUGCCCUGAAUCGUAGGAAGCCUCUGAACUUGUCAUGCGAAUCUGAACUUCGAGAGUACACCACCGAGCAGGGGGCGAUCCUGGAGUUGGCCAACCUGCAGCGAUACCCGAACCCGGAACUACCGCCGACCAGGUUCUGUGCGGCGCGUCCCAGAGGUGGAUUUUGGGGAGUGAGCGAUGAGGAAAUGGACAUCCUCUACCAUUUUAGGUGGAUGAAGACGCGGGGUCCAGGACGGGACAUCAUCUACCAGUUGUCCUACAGAGACGAUGAGGCUGUUUCCAAAGCCAAGCAAGAUGGCUGUCCUGUCCGAAUCACAUCCAACGAUGGCCGCCGUCCCAGAGACGGCGUGGAUCGUGGGCUUGCCCUGGGCAUGGUGGAACACAGCGUUUCCCCCCCAGAAGAACAUGCCAUCAGAAUGGGAAGAUCUACACUACCUGUGGUCCAGCAACCAGACCUUCGCCCUCCCCGAGUCAGCGGUUCCUCUCGACAGGAUGCGCUGCCGCUGCAGCUACCUCUUCGCCAGGUCAAAGAGGAGGAGACUGAGUAG
Messenger RNA from Fusarium musae, 660 nucleotides. RefSeq lists its product as uncharacterized. The record is from RefSeq and is a predicted model, not a curated record. Bases 1 to 660 code for a protein of 219 amino acids. NCBI's taxonomy places the organism in Eukaryota, Fungi, Ascomycota, Sordariomycetes, Hypocreales, Nectriaceae. The transcript has 2 exons.